AUGCAGUUAGGUCUACCUGUUGAUGGUCAGCCUGUUAGUGGUACGUUGAGGUCACGGAGUAAGUUUCACCAAAGAGAUAUUUGGGAAUGGUGUCAUGAACUUCUAGGUAAGGUUCCUGCCGGCCGCGUGGGGACAACCAAGUACAACAUCAAGUUGAAGUGGCUCAGAACCCGUCUUCAGCAGAUGCCGCUUGACUUAGAUGAUAAUAGCCUCAUGCAGUAUGCACAUUGUUACAUACUUUACAUGUUGGGAGGCGUGCUUCUUCUGGACAAGGCCAACAACACAGUCCAUGUUCGAUAUUUGCCUUUAUUAGCUGACUAUGAUGCCAUCGAUACCUACAGUUGGGGUAGUGCGGUCCUCUGUUGGUUAUAUCGUGCUAUGUGCCCAGCAAUAGAUUACAAUGUGGAGGGUAUGGGAGGGUGUCAUACGUUGCUCAUGUCGUGGAUAUACUACAGAUUACCGUUCUGGGCCCCGGAUAUCACGACACCGUAUAGUUUUUCUUUAGCCACGAGGUAUGUUAUUGGUCUCCACACGUUGUGA
Arachis stenosperma is the source of this 540-nucleotide messenger RNA. Its product is annotated as protein MAIN-LIKE 1-like. The record is from RefSeq and is a predicted model, not a curated record. The transcript has a single exon. Lineage: Eukaryota; Viridiplantae; Streptophyta; Magnoliopsida; Fabales; Fabaceae. Bases 1 to 540 code for a protein of 179 amino acids.